AUGGCAGAGAGUUUGGAUUGGAUCAACUUAAUGGCUUACGACUUCUAUGCCCCAUCUCGAUCCAAUGUGACCGAGUCACAUUCGGCACUUUAUGACCCGACGGGCCAAGUCAGUGGGAGUUAUGGGGUUGAGGCAUGGAUUCAAGCUGGUAUGAACUCGAAUAACUUGGUGUUGGGUUUGCCUUACUAUGGGUAUGCAUACAAGCUUGUGGACGCUAAUAACCAUGGGCUUUUGGCCCGGCUGAUGGAGCGGUGGGCCUGGAUGAUGGAGUCAUGCGCUAUACGCAGAUCAAGACCUUCAUAUCCAAUAACGGGGCUGAAGUUGUGUAUAAUGCCACAGUUGUGA
Messenger RNA from Thlaspi arvense, 345 nucleotides. NCBI's taxonomy places the organism in Eukaryota, Viridiplantae, Streptophyta, Magnoliopsida, Brassicales, Brassicaceae. The record is from the annotation of a GenBank genome assembly.